This is a messenger RNA of Anopheles bellator, 375 nucleotides long. RefSeq lists its product as uncharacterized. The transcript is spliced from 2 exons. The record is from RefSeq and is a predicted model, not a curated record. The coding region runs from base 1 to 375 and encodes 124 amino acids. Lineage: Eukaryota; Metazoa; Arthropoda; Insecta; Diptera; Culicidae.
AUGCGUCCGACGAGUGUCGCCUGCCUGGUUCUGGCCGUGUGCGCCAGCCUUUGGCAGCCCAGCGGGGGCUUCCGGCCGACCAACACGAACCCCACGGUCACCGAGCUCGGUACGAACGCGGCCACACUGGUGCAGUGCUUCGACAAGACGGUGUUCGCGAAAAGUCUCAGCCCCACGCUGGUUUCGUUCAUCAACAAUAAAGCCAUCAACUACGUCAAGGUGGAAACCCUCAACCCGGGCAUGUACGGAGGCGUGAAUGUGGAGGUUAAAAACGGAGGCGCCACCCAGCCGAACAUUGUGCUCACGAUCACCGACGGCAGCGGAAAGUCCAUAUUCAAGAGCAACGUCCAGGUGACGAUGUUCUGUGCCCCUUAA